GCCAUGGGGACCUCUCAAAACGGAUAUAUUUCUAUGGUUCCUCACGAAAAUUGUGAAAAAUGUUAAAACAUACAUGCCCAUCACAACCCACUCGCCGAACUGGCACCUUUCUAAUCCCCCUAGGUGCACUUAUCACCCUGGGCAUGCAAUGAUUCCUGCACCUUGCCCUUCUGCCAGCUUUGACGGCGGACGUAUGGCUGUUCCUCUUCAGAAUGUUGCUCCAAGCUAUUUUUAUUUUUAAUGAGUGCUCGUCCGAAUAAUCACUCUGAUGUCUCUCGAGAUGUUCUUGGCGGAAAUUUUCAUGGGACGGUAGAAAUCUAAUGUACGUCGACUGGCCUUCAGGCGAAAUACCACAUGCACAUCCUCUAGCUUUUCAGAUUUUUUAAACAAUUUCUUG
This is a messenger RNA of Guyanagaster necrorhizus, 397 nucleotides long. RefSeq lists its product as uncharacterized. Bases 74 to 241 code for a protein of 55 amino acids. The transcript has 3 exons. The record is from RefSeq and is a predicted model, not a curated record. Lineage: Eukaryota; Fungi; Basidiomycota; Agaricomycetes; Agaricales; Physalacriaceae.